Molecule: messenger RNA, 1455 nt
Organism: Diorhabda sublineata
Lineage: Eukaryota; Metazoa; Arthropoda; Insecta; Coleoptera; Chrysomelidae
Gene: SerRS-m
Product: serine--tRNA ligase, mitochondrial
Exons: 5
Coding region: 146-1438 (430 amino acids)
Biological process (GO): mitochondrial seryl-tRNA aminoacylation
Cellular component (GO): mitochondrion
Molecular function (GO): tRNA binding; ATP binding; serine-tRNA ligase activity
Source: RefSeq, a predicted model, not a curated record
GAUUUUCCCGCGUUUUGUUAUGUACAUAAGAUAAAUGUUCAAGAGGUUAUGUUGUUAAAACACGAUUAACUUUUCAGUUAUUCAAAAAAUACACUUUUAUUACUUGUAGUGCGAAUAACAAUAAAUUCGUACAUUCAGUUUUGUCAUGCUUAAUGGAAACUUAUUGAAGACGAUAAAUAUUACAAAAAACUUCAAGUUAUGGAGUUCUACAAUACCUUGGAAGAUUCCUGAGUAUCCCGAGCUUAAUGAAGAAUAUCUUUGUAAUCCUUGUAAUUCAAAUGCAAUAGAAAAGAAUAUAAAUAACAGAAAAGGUGUUGGUGAUAUUAAGUUGUUACACGAGUUGAAAAAUAAACUAGAGAAAAUUAAUGGGCAAUCACAUGAAUAUGAAAGUAUUAGGAGCCAAUAUUAUAAAGAGUUGAAUCAAAUUCCCAAUGACACUCAUCCAAAUAUUUAUACUAAUGGCGAUAAACCAAAAGUAAUUAAAGUAGUUAAUAAUAAAAAAUUGUUUCCUUUUAAAUGUGAAGAAUUUGGUGAAAUAGCUAAAAAACUUAAUUUGGUGAGAACAGAACAACUCGGUAAUGUAUCUGGAAAUAGGAGCUAUUAUAUUCUAGGUGAACUGGCUGAAUUAGAGCAAGCACUGAUUAAUUACUUUGUUGAAAAUUUAAUAAAUUCAGGAUAUGAACUUAUAUCUGUACCAGAUAUAUUACCCAGAUAUAUAAUUGAAAGAUGUGGGAUGAAUACUAGAGGAGAACGUAAUCAAGUGUAUACUUUGGAUUCAAAAAUACAUCCACCAGAUAUGUGCCUUUCUGGUACAUCAGAAAUGGCAUUAGCAGGGUUCCUUGCUGGAGAUAUUUUAUCAGAGGAUGAUUUACCUAAAAAGUUAGCUGCGGUUAGUAGAUGCUAUAGAGCUGAAACAUCCAGUACAGCAGAAGAAAGAGGGAUCUAUAGAGUUCAUGAAUUCACUAAAGUGGAAAUGUUUAUGGUAACCACACCAGAAAUGUCUGAUAAUGCUUUGGAAGAAAUACGAAAAUGGGAAGAGGAACAAUUUAAAUCUCUUGAUUUGCAUUUCCAAGUUUUAGAUAUGCCACCACAUGAAUUAGGAGCACAAGCUUAUAGAAAAUAUGACAUUGAGGCUUGGAUGCCAGGUAGAAAAGUUUAUGGAGAAAUUUCCAGCUGCAGCAAUUGUACAGAUUAUCAAUCUAGAAGGUUGAAUAUAAAGUACAAGACCAAAGAGGGAGAAACCAGAUUCGUACAUACAUUGAAUGGAACAGCAUGCGCAAUUCCAAGACUGCUGAUAUCUCUAAUAGAAAAUGAACAAAAUGAGAAAGGGUUAAUACACAUACCGAAAGUAUUACAUAGAUACAUGCAAGAUAAAACUUUUAUAGGGAAACAAAAAGGGGUACCGGAAUUGAGACUUGUGAAGAAUAAAAAGAAAUAAUACAGUUCAAAAGAAAA